AGAUUUACUAAAUCCUUUUUGCGAACAUAAACAUUAAAUACGAUCUGGCAACGCCAAUCGUCAAUCGUGGGGGCAAUCGAUGUAUUCGAUAAGUUGCGCUGCCAAGCCGGCAAACUAGAAAUAAAGCUGCUAUAAAUGCAAAUGUUGUGCGUUUCAAAUAAAAUUCAAUAAAUAAUGGCACAAUCAAGCUCCAUGAAGCUGCUUGGCGCACGCAACAUGAGUUGCAUUGUGGAGCGCAUGGAGUGGAACAACAAAAUGGAUCUCAUUGCAUAUGGCACCGAGAAAGGUGAGGUAAUCAUACAGCGGCUGAACUGGCAGAAAAUCGUCACCUUUCCGACGCCCGGCGAGGAUGUGCGAGUGCGUUCACUUAGCUGGCAAAUGGAUGAGACACUGUUGGCGGUCGGUUAUAGCAAUGGAAAGGUGGCGCUGCUGGAUGCCGAAAGCGAAACCAUAAUAUCGGGCCUAAUCUACGAUGAUGACAUCAAGAAGGUAUACUUCAGCAAGGCGAUCAACUGCAAGGAGAGCCUCGACAGCUACACAUGCAAUGCAAAGGACAAGCACAGACGGUAUUUACCGAAACUGCCUCCGCUAACCAAUAUCGAUCCGUGCCUGAAGACGCUCGAUCAGAAGUCAUUUCCCAAGGGCUCGCCCUGUUUUCUGGUGGUUAUUAUGCGCAGCGGUAAAGUGCAUUUACUGCUCCUUGGCGCCCUGCAGGCGGGCAGCAUUGAUCUCACACAGCAUGUACUAAAUCCGGAUCAAUUCGAUGUGUACGAUGUGCGUCUCAAUGGCGACUUUAAUGCCAUCUAUGCACUACUUCGUGAUGGCCAACAGCUGAAGCUGUUGCAUUUUCAUAAUCAGGUUCUGCAGGAUUCCAUAUCACCCAUGCUGGAGCUGGCUUCCCACUGUGCCCACAUACUAGAGACCAAAAAUUACAUCAAUGACACACAACAGUGCCUGACGGAAGCAUGGGAGACGGUCCAACUGGAAAUGGACAACAAGCUGACCAAGUAUGCCAAUUCGCAGGCAUAUGGCAUGAUAUCGGCACACUUUCUGGAGCUGCUCGUAUUCGGUUACGCCACCCUGGAGGUCGAGGAGUUUCUGUUCGAAACGUUGACGGAGAAGGGCUUCAAGAAGAUAGCCAACUCAGUCGAUCUGAGCCUCAACAAUUUGCAGGGCCUGGUCUUCAAGCAGCUAAACGGAGCCGCCAUUAACAUGUUUUACUUUCUCAAUACAAUUGCGGGCUUUGGACGCAUGACGCAUUUCUUUGAGGCACUCAUCUCGCCGGAUGUGGCCAGCGAGGCGAUGCGCGCUUGCGGCUCCUAUUUGCUGAAAGUCCAUGAGCUGCAGCGCACGAUUGACACGUUGGUUUAUGACAUGAAGCUGUUUCACUCUUGGAUCAUAUUCACUAUACUGCGCCUGUCCCAUCAAGAGAUACCCGAUGAUAUGGUCUUUACCGGAAAGGAGAAUGUUGCACUGGCUGAAUUCUUUUGCGCCAUGGAGCCCGAUAUCCCGGAACCCAGUGAGGGCGAUGACGGCAUUGAGGAGAAACCGGCAACAGCGUCUGGCAUAGCAGGAGAGGAUUCGUCUGGUGAUGCCAGUCCAAGUCCGACGCUAACCCCGCGCAGUAAAUUCAAUUUGGAGCGCGUUGGCCAAUAUCUGGAGAAUUCAUAUCUAACCCAGCUGCAGACAGUGAACCCAGACGAACUCUGGCCACGCCUGCUAGCCGAAAACGAAUGCCUGGCGCAGUGCAACCUGUUUGUGCCACAUGACAAGAAAUUGUCACUGAUACAGCAGCGCGACAAAAUGUUUAACGCCAUCGACGCAGUGUUCCAUAAGCCCACGGAAAGCAUUAGUGCCAGCUUCAAGCUGAGCACAGCUGUGAUAUGCAGUGAUCUGCAACAGUAUCCGAACGAAUCUGCCGCUGACCCGGAACAGCAAUCCAAUUAUGAUUUUGUUAAUUGCAGCUACCAUGUGCACGAGGCGACCAAAUGUGAUAUGCUGGCGUUGACAAUCAGCCUACAAGAAGCCAUGGUGUUGGAAUUCAGUCGCGGCGAUGAUUACUUGUUGCGCUGCACGCGCGUACAUCUGCAGCCUGGCCCGAUCACGCCUCAGCUGCAGGAGGACUACUACAAUCUGCGCUUUGUCGAUCUCCAAUUCUACAACGAAUCCUCCAUAUCCAUGCUGGCGCAGACGUCAACGCCUGCCACCGGUAUACGUCCACACAGCUAUUUUGUGCAGUUCUCGUUGAGCGCAUCGCGCAAUCACUGCACACAGCAUCAGUUGGCACCCCUCAUGAAGCUACCGGAGGCGACGGUGACGCACAGCGUCCACGAUAUACCGGAUGCGGCCACAUUUAAAGGCCUCGACGGUGUCUGUGAAAUGUUGGCCGUCUCCGGUAGCCGCAAGGUGGCCACCGUUCUAUCUGAUCGCCGGCGCAAGAUGACCAUAUACGAAAUGGAGAUAGAGGAGGAGGAGGAUGACACGGAAAUGUCCCAAGCGUCGUUCCUAGAGAUCAGCAAAGAGUCUGUGCUGGCCACCUGCUCCAACGAAGCGGAUAAAGCAGACACGUAGUAUUAACCAGCCAGUGAAUG
This is a messenger RNA of Drosophila novamexicana, 2591 nucleotides long. It is a transcript of the gene APC4, whose product is annotated as anaphase-promoting complex subunit 4. Gene Ontology annotation, biological process: positive regulation of mitotic metaphase/anaphase transition; protein K11-linked ubiquitination; anaphase-promoting complex-dependent catabolic process. The coding region runs from base 175 to 2571 and encodes 798 amino acids. Gene Ontology annotation, cellular component: nuclear periphery; anaphase-promoting complex. NCBI's taxonomy places the organism in Eukaryota, Metazoa, Arthropoda, Insecta, Diptera, Drosophilidae. The record is from RefSeq and is a predicted model, not a curated record. The transcript is spliced from 5 exons. Gene Ontology annotation, molecular function: protein binding.